AUGUCUCCGUAUCCAUCAACAGAAAAGGAGACAACUGCCUUGCUGCUGCUGCUGCUGCUGCUGCUGCUGCGCCUGCAGAGCAUCGGCUGUCCCCUGCCGCAGAAGCCAGCCAUAGAGAUAGAGUCAAAAGAACCCCAACCACCUAACAAACACCAGCAGCAGCAGCAGCAGAAGGACAGCAGCUGCAGCAGCAACAGCAGCAACAGCAGCAACAGCAGCAACAGCAGCAGCAGCAGCAGUAGCGGCAGCAGCAGCAGCAGCAGCAGCAGAAAAGGAGAUAUAGAUAGGAGAAAGGAGACAGAUACAGAGGAGACAAAUGAAAAGGAGACAGACUGGGGAUAUAAAGAAGCAGCAGCAGCAGCAGCAGCAGCAGCAGCAGCAGCAGCAAGAGCAGCAAUAACAGAAAUAGCAACAGCAGCAGCAGCAAUAGCGGAGAAGGCUGCCAUCGCUCCCUCAAAGGAUAAAAGAAGCAGCAGCAGCAGCAGCAUCACAAGCAGCAGCAGCAGCACCACCACCACCACCACCACAACCAGCACCAGCAGCAGCAGCACCACCACCACCACCACCACAAGCAGCAGCAGCAGCAGCAGCACCACCACCACCACCACCAACACCACCAGCACAACCACAAGCAGCAGCAGCAGCAGCAGCGGCAGCAGCAGCAGCGGCAGCAGCAGCAGCAGACGGACCUGGUUUGCUGCUGCUGCUGUCUCCCCCUCACCAGCAGCAGCAGCACCAGCAGCAGCAGCAGCAGCAGCAGCAGCAGCAGAUGUAGAUGUAGCAGCAGAUGUCUCCUCUCCCUCCUCAUCCUCCCCCAGCGUGCAGAGACAUGUCCCCUUCGUGUACACUGUGUGCGGCCUGCAGCAGCAACAGCAACAGCAGCAGCAGCAGCAGCAGCAGCAGCAACAGCAGCAAAUGCUAAACCACAGCACAACCCUCUUCAGGGCGGCAAGAUACCACCCAUUGCAAGCAGCAGUAGCAGCAGCAGCAGCAACAGCAGCAGCAGCAGGUAGCAGCAGCAGCCCCCAAGGACUCGCAAGCACCAACAGCAACCGCAGCAGCGCCAGCAGCAGAAAUGGGAACAGCAGCACUGCCAGCAGCAGCAACAAAGGCAGCAGCAGCAGCAACAAGAUCAGCAGCAGCAGGAACAGCAGCAACAAGAGCAGCAGCAGCAGUCACAGCAGCAGCAGUAACAGCAACAGCAGCAGCAGUCACAGCACCAGCAACAGCAACACCAGCACCAGCAACAGCAGCAACAAGAGCAGCAGCCACAGCAGCAGCAGCAUCAGCAGCAGCCACAGCAGCAGCAGCAGCAGCAGCAGCAGCAGCAGCAGGAGCAGCAGCAGCUGA
Messenger RNA from Eimeria mitis, 1350 nucleotides. RefSeq lists its product as uncharacterized. Bases 1 to 1350 code for a protein of 449 amino acids. The record is from RefSeq and is a predicted model, not a curated record. NCBI's taxonomy places the organism in Eukaryota, Apicomplexa, Conoidasida, Eucoccidiorida, Eimeriidae. The transcript has 4 exons.